AUGAAUCAUAGAUACGGUAUCAAGCUUGGAGAGAAUCCAAAUACCUGGAGUCCAUAUCCAAUGGGUGCUUCUGGUAUCAGGCUUGGAGAAAAUCCAAAUACCUGGAGUCCACAUCCGAUAGGUGCUCCUGGUAUCAGGCUUGGACAGAAUCCAAAUACCUGGAGUCCAUAUCCAAUAGGUGCUCCUGAUAUUAAGCUUGGAGAGAAUCCAAAUACCUGGAGUCCAUAUCCAAUGGGUGUUCCUGAUAUUAAGCUUGGAGAGAAUCCAAAUACCUGGAGUCCAUAUCCAAUGGGUGCUCCUGAUAUUAAGCUUGGGGAGAAUCCAAAUACCUGGAGUCCAUAUCCAAUGGGUGCUCCUAAUAUUAAGCUUGGGGAGAAUCCAAAUACCUGGAGUCCAUAUCCAAUGGGUGCUUCUGGUGUCGGUGGCUCAUAUGGCGGCGCAUAUGGUGACAGAUACUUCUGA
Molecule: messenger RNA, 462 nt
Organism: Rotaria sp. Silwood2
Lineage: Eukaryota; Metazoa; Rotifera; Eurotatoria; Philodinida; Philodinidae
Source: the annotation of a GenBank genome assembly